AUGUUUUCGUUAUUUCUAUUAUCUUUCUUUCCAUUUCUAAUUUUACUUCUAAUUCCUCAAACGAAUUGUAAAAAUGUUACUUUUGUUCCACAGCCAAUUCGGAUAACAAUUGCGAGUCUUCCACAACCCUAUGCUUCAUCAUCUGCGUCUAAACCACCUCAAAUCAUUGCAGUACCUUCAAAUCCUCGUCUCUACGUUCCUAAGGGAUUCAUUGUGAAGUUAUAUGUGAGUGGGCUUACAGCACCACGUUAUCUUAUUUAUACACCUACAAAUGAUAUCCUUGUUAGUGAAUCAAGUACUAAUCGAAUCUCUUGUCUAGUAGAUAAUAAUCACGAUGGUUAUCCAGAUCAACGCUUAACAUUCGCUGAUACAUCUAAUGGACUCAAUUAUCCAUUUGGUAUGGCUUUUAAUAAUGGAUAUUUUUAUGUUGGCAAUCGAGAUGCUGUUCGACGUUAUUCUUGGACUAAUGGAAGUCGACAAAUUACAGGUACAGGUGAGGUGCUAAUGACUUAUGGUCAAAAUGGUCAUAUAACACGAACUAUAGCUAUAUCACCUAUUGAUAAUCGAAUGUUUGUUAGCAUCGGUUCGGCAUCUAACGUUGAUGUUGAAGCAUUGCCACGAGCUUCUAUUCAACAAGCUAAUAUCAAUGGUACUAAUCAAACAACAUUUGCUUAUGGUCUUCGAAAUGCUGUUGGUUUAGCAUUUCAUCCAAUAACUAAUGAGCUACAUGCAACAUGUCAAGAAAGAGAUGCACUUGGUGAUGAUCUUGUUCCUGAUUAUUUUUCACGUAUUCAACAAAAUGAUUUUUAUGGAUGGCCUUUUGCUUAUUUGAGCUCAAAUUUACUUGACCCAAGACGACUUCUAAGUAAUGGAACAAGUGAACGACCUGAUCUAGUAGCACUAACCCGAACACCUGAUGUUCUUUUUCAAGCUCAUUCAGCAGUACUUGAUAUGAGAUUUUAUACAGGCAGUCAAUUUCCUAUUCGAUAUCGAAAUGGUGCUUUUGCAGCAUUUCAUGGUUCAUGGAAUCGAAACAGUGGAACUGGUUAUAAAAUUAUUUUUAUUCCAUUCGAUAACAAUACUAAUCGACCAAUGGGCUACUAUGAAGAUUUUGUUUAUGGAUUCCUAACGAAUCCAACUGGACCUGACACCUUUGGACGGCCAGUUGGUUUACUCGUUCUAAAAGAUGGUAGUCUUUUAUUUUCUGAAGAUGGUAACAAUCUUCUUUAUCAAGUACAAUACAAACCAUAA
Molecule: messenger RNA, 1251 nt
Organism: Rotaria sp. Silwood1
Lineage: Eukaryota; Metazoa; Rotifera; Eurotatoria; Philodinida; Philodinidae
Source: the annotation of a GenBank genome assembly